This is a messenger RNA of Euleptes europaea (tarantolino), 581 nucleotides long. RefSeq names its product serine protease inhibitor Kazal-type 5-like. The coding region runs from base 42 to 581 and encodes 179 amino acids. The transcript is spliced from 7 exons. The record is from RefSeq and is a predicted model, not a curated record. Gene Ontology annotation, molecular function: protein binding. NCBI's taxonomy places the organism in Eukaryota, Metazoa, Chordata, Lepidosauria, Squamata, Sphaerodactylidae.
ACUAAUAGAAUCAAGGCACGCUUACCACCACUAUUCUUACCAUGAAGGUAACCGAUGUCUUUGUGGUCCUGACACUUUUCAGCUACUUUGAAGAUGUUGUCAGUCAAGCUAGAUACAAGGAAGGCAUGUGCCUUGAAUUCCAGCCCUUAUUACACAAUGGGAGUUUAUAUUGCAGUAGAGACAUCAACCCUAUCAUUGGUCCAGAUGGCAAGACACACACGAACAAGUGUGUCAUGUGCCGCGAAGUCUUGAAAAAAAGAGGAUUUGUUAUUAAUGAAGGCUGGUCUACAAGUACUUCAGAAAAGGAUGAUGGCUGCAGUGAAUACAUGCCUUUUUUCAUGAAAGGGGGAAUUACUUGUACGAGAGAGAAUGACCCAGUUCGUGAUGCUUUUGGCAGACAAUAUAGCAAUAAGUGCAUGAUGUGUGCACAAAAGUUCAAAAAUGGAGGGAACAUGCCAUCGUAUGAAAAAAACAAAAUAGAAAACGAAAGAAAGGAGAUGAACUUUGCCAUGUCUAUUGGCCCUAAAUUCCCAACACGCACCAUGAGGGCUGAUGCAAAUGAAGUAUCUGAAUGGAUUUAG